Acomys russatus (golden spiny mouse) is the source of this 2359-nucleotide messenger RNA. It is a transcript of the gene Ccn2, whose product is annotated as cellular communication network factor 2. Bases 239 to 1285 code for a protein of 348 amino acids. Gene Ontology annotation, cellular component: extracellular region; extracellular matrix. Gene Ontology annotation, biological process: signal transduction; cell adhesion. Gene Ontology annotation, molecular function: heparin binding; integrin binding. The transcript is spliced from 5 exons. NCBI's taxonomy places the organism in Eukaryota, Metazoa, Chordata, Mammalia, Rodentia, Muridae. The record is from RefSeq and is a predicted model, not a curated record.
GCCCGCCCAGCCUCACACAACUCUUCCUUCCUAGAAGAGGCAACCAGAGCAGCUCCAGCUCCGACCCCAGGAGACCGACCUCCUCCAGACGGCAGCUGCUGCAGCCCAGCCGACAACCCCAGCCACUACCGCCUGGAGCGUCCAGACACCAACCUCCGCCCAGAGUCCGAGUCCAGGCUCCGGCUGCGCCCCUCGUCGCUUCUGCGCCCCGCCGCGAGUCCUCCCGCCGCGCCCCACCAUGAUCGCCUCCAUGCCGGGUCCCGUCAGCCUCGCCUUGGUGCUCCUUGCCCUCUGCACCCGGCUCGCCACCAGCCAGGACUGCAGCGCGCAGUGUCAGUGCGCCGCUGAACCGGCGCCGCACUGCCCCGCCGGCGUGAGCUUGGUGCUGGACGGCUGCGGCUGCUGCCGGGUCUGUGCCAAGCAGCUAGGAGAACUGUGCACCGAACGUGACCCUUGCGACCCACACAAGGGCCUCUUCUGUGAUUUCGGCUCCCCCGCCAACCGCAAGAUCGGAGUGUGCACCGCCAAAGAUGGUGCACCCUGUGUCUUCGGUGGGUCGGUGUACCGCAGCGGCGAGUCCUUCCAAAGCAGCUGCAAAUACCAAUGCACUUGCCUGGACGGGGCCGUGGGUUGUGUGCCCCUGUGCAGCAUGGAUGUCCGCCUGCCCAGCCCUGACUGCCCCUUCCCGAGAAGGGUCAAGCUACCCGGGAAAUGCUGUGAGGAGUGGGUGUGUGAUGAGCCUAAGGACCGCACCGCGGUUGGCCCUGCCCUAGCCGCCUACCGACUGGAAGACACAUUCGGCCCAGAUCCAACUAUGAUGCGAGCCAACUGCCUGGUCCAGACCACAGAGUGGAGCGCCUGCUCGAAGACCUGUGGGAUGGGCAUCUCCACCCGGGUUACCAAUGAUAACACGUUCUGCAGACUGGAGAAGCAGAGUCGCCUCUGCAUGGUCAGGCCUUGUGAAGCUGACCUAGAAGAAAACAUUAAGAAGGGAAAAAAGUGUAUCCGGACCCCUAAAAUCGGCAAGCCUAUCAAGUUUGAGCUGUCUGGCUGCACCAGUGUGAAGACCUACCGGGCUAAGUUCUGUGGGGUGUGCACAGAUGGCCGAUGCUGCACGCCCCACAGAACCACCACUCUGCCAGUGGAGUUCAAAUGCCCCGAUGGCGAGAUCAUGAAAAAGAACAUGAUGUUCAUCAAAACCUGCGCCUGUCAUUACAACUGCCCUGGGGACAAUGACAUCUUUGAGUCCCUGUACUACCGGAAGAUGUAUGGGGACAUGGCAUAAAGGCAGGGAGUAAGGGACACGGACUCGUUAGACUAUAACUUGAACUGAGUUACAUCUCAUUUUUUUUUCUGUAAAAAAAUGAUUACAGUAGCAGCACAUUAAUUUAAAUCUGUGUUUUCUAACUGCUGGAGGAGAAAAAACAGCCCCACCAAAGUGAGAACAUUAUGCCAUUGUCAUACAAAUAGUCUGUCAAUCUCAGACACUGGUUUGGAGACAGUUUAGACUUGACCUUUGAUCUUUAGCGCACAGCACCAGAAUGUACACUGCGGUGUGUCUCCAGGAGCAGUUGGGGACAUCAAGAGAAAGGCAGGUGCUACCUGAGGUCAUUUGAAAAGCAACAGCUUGCCUGCCCUUUGGAGUGUAACUGGGAAAGAGAAUUAUAGCAUGCUUGCAGACGGACCUGCUCUAGCAACAGCUGGGUGUGUGUCUUCCGCUAGACAAGGCAGAGUCCAGCUGUUCUUCCACUGAGAACGGCAGGCUCAGCUCUGACACUCUGACUUCAAUGACAGUGAUCAAGAGUCAGAAUCUUGUCUGUUAGACUGGACAGCUUGUGGCAAGUGAGCUUGCCUGUAACAAGCCAGAUCUUUAUUGAUAUUGUAAAUAUUGUGGAUAUAUAUAUAUUUGUACAGUUAACUAAGUUAAUUUAAAGUUGUUUGUGCCUAUUGUUUUUUGUUUUAAAUGCUUUUUGGUAUUUUAAACCGAUAGCCUCAAAUUCCGAACACCAUAGAUAGGACAUAAAGCUUGUCUGUGGCUCCAAAACAAAAGAGAUACUGAAGAGGAAAAAAAAAUUGUAACCUGAGUGACUGUCUAUCAGAACAGACAGUAUGCUGAUGGAGAAGCAAUGCCUUAGAAGUCAGAUUUCUAGUAGGAAAUGUGGUCAGUGAACAAAUGACCUUUAUUAAGAGGUGGCUGGCUCAGGGUAGCUGGUCAGAUUUCCAUGUGGAAGUAUUUGCUUCUUCUUUGACUAUGACUGUUUUUUGGGCAGUUUAUUUGUUGAGAGUGUGACCAAAAGUUACAUGUUUGCACCUUUCUGGUUGAAAAUAAAGUAUAUAUAUUUUUUAUAUGAAAGUCUUG